Messenger RNA from Leishmania mexicana MHOM/GT/2001/U1103, 801 nucleotides. RefSeq lists its product as hypothetical. Lineage: Eukaryota; Euglenozoa; Kinetoplastea; Trypanosomatida; Trypanosomatidae. The coding region runs from base 1 to 801 and encodes 266 amino acids. The transcript has a single exon. The record is from RefSeq and is a predicted model, not a curated record.
AUGGCUCUCUCGCUGCCUCCCUCCUGUGCUGGCGGAGUGUGUUCUCGAACGCUUUUGUUGCCGCCCGGCUCCCUGCCACGCCUGCUGCACAUGAAGCUCGUGCUACGUCGUGUGUGCGUCCUGCUUCAGGCGGCAGCGUUAGUGGGCCUCGUUGCUGUGAGCGGGUCAUCUUCCUCCUUGACCAUCUCCAGCGCGUCCAGCUCACAUCACUAUUCUGGCAGCGUUGGCAGUGACAGUGGCGUUAGUAUCGAUAGUGGUCACCAGCCGUCGCCAUCGCUGCCCUCUAGCAAACCUCCGCUCGAGGAUGACGCGUGGGCGAACAUCACACUGAAGUUCUUCAUUAUCUUUGUGAGUGCGUGCGCUGGCGCUGGGGUGGUUUCUUUCAUCAUCAUUCUCUGUGCAUACUGCCGUGAGUACAAGCUGCUGGAGACGAGCGACGACAGCGACACAGAGAGCGUGUGCUCACGCACCACCUCCCAGUUCUCCAGCUCUGGCGACUCUGACUCCUCGUCCGACGAAGUGCUAGCCUACGUCACACCCCGCCAGCGACACAUGCCGCCGCCACUGGCAGCAGGCGAGAUGACGGCCCCCGUGGCGUACGAGGAGGGGAACGACAACACUGAUCUGCCCGAGCCAGGGGUGCGGGUGGACACGCAGUCCAACGAGUCGAACGAAUUCUUGGUCGUGCUACCGGAAACAACCCCCAGCUUGAGCGACGGCACGGGCACGGCGAUUCAACACACCGGCUCCCGUCUCUCUCUCGCGCGCAGUCGACGCGGCUUGUACAGAAAGGAAAGAUGA